Salvia splendens (bonfire salvia) is the source of this 2687-nucleotide messenger RNA. Its product is annotated as cullin-1. Gene Ontology annotation, molecular function: ubiquitin protein ligase binding. Gene Ontology annotation, cellular component: cullin-RING ubiquitin ligase complex. Gene Ontology annotation, biological process: ubiquitin-dependent protein catabolic process. Lineage: Eukaryota; Viridiplantae; Streptophyta; Magnoliopsida; Lamiales; Lamiaceae. The coding region runs from base 213 to 2447 and encodes 744 amino acids. The transcript is spliced from 21 exons. The record is from RefSeq and is a predicted model, not a curated record.
GUGAGAGUGAUUCAUAACAUCUUGCAUCCUGCUGAAGAUAUCUCUCUCCAUUCCAGUGACUGGAUCCUGAGGAGCUUGUAGUAUUUACUUCAAAGCCUCGCAUGCAUUGUCCGUGCGAAACCUAAGAUUUCCGUUCUCGAUUGUUAAGCCUACUAUGCCAUUUUGACUGAGAUCAAAUUUUGGCUCUGCGUUGAUCUCGGGCUGGUCAGAAGAUGACGAUGAACCAGCGCAAUACGAUUGAUCUAGAACAAGGAUGGGACUUUAUGCAAAAAGGGAUUACAAAACUUAAAAAUAUUCUUGAAGGAUUGCCAGAACCACAAUUCAGUUCCGAAGACUACAUGAUGCUCUACACGACAAUAUAUAACAUGUGUACUCAGAAGCCACCUCAUGAUUAUUCCCAGCAGCUUUAUGACAAGUAUCGGGAGUCUUUUCAAGAGUAUAUAACGUUGACGGUGCUUCCUUCUUUGAGGGAGAAGCAUGACGAGUUCAUGUUAAGGGAGCUGGUAAAAAGGUGGUUGAAUCAUAAAAUCAUGGUUCGAUGGCUUUCAAGAUUCUUCUACUAUCUUGAUCGCUACUUCAUAGCUAGAAGAUCACUUCCGCCACUGCAUGACGUUGGUUUGACGUGCUUCCGAGACCAGGUGUACCAGGAGCUGCAUGUUAAAGCAAGGGAUGCUGUCAUAUCUCUGGUCGAUCAAGAGCGGGAGGGAGAGCAAAUAGAUCGAGCUUUAUUAAAGAAUGUGCUGGAUAUUUUUGUUGAAAUUGGAAUGGGGCAGAUGGAUUAUUAUGAUAAUGACUUUGAAGCAGCUCUGCUGACGGACACAGCUGCCUUUUAUUCCCGGAAGGCUUCUAAUUGGAUCUUAGAUGACUCAUGCCCUGACUAUAUGUUAAAGGCUGAGGAAUGUUUGAAAAGAGAAAAAGACAGAGUUGCUCACUAUCUUCAUUCAAGUAGUGAAGUAAAGUUGCUUGAGAAAGUACAACAUGAGCUAUUAUCAGUAUAUGCCACCCAACUCCUGGAAAAGGAGCACUCAGGCUGUCACGCAUUACUUAGGGAUGACAAGGUAGAGGAUUUGUCAAGGAUGUAUAGACUGUUCUCUAAAAUACCUCGUGGCCUUGAACCCGUGGCUAGUAUUUUUAAGCAGCAUGUUACUGCUGAAGGUAGUGCGUUGGUUAAACACACCGAAGAUGCUGCAAGUAACAAGAAGGCAGAAAAGAGAGAUGUUGUUGGGUUACAGGAGCAGGUCUUUGUCAGAAAAGUAAUUGAGCUCCAUGACAAAUUCAUGGCUUAUGUGAAUGAUUGUUUCCUAAAUCACACGCUCUUUCACAAGGCUCUCAAAGAGGCAUUUGAAGUCUUUUGCAACAGAGGUGUUGCUGGUAGCUCUAGUGCAGAACUUCUAGCCACCUUUUGUGAUAACAUUCUUAAAAAGGGAGGGAGUGAAAAAUUGAGUGAUGAAGCAAUUGAAGAUACACUGGAAAAGGUUGUAAAAUUGCUUGCCUAUAUCAGUGAUAAGGAUUUAUUUGCUGAGUUUUAUAGGAAAAAGCUUGCUCGCCGCUUGCUAUUUGACAAAAGUGCUAAUGAUGAACAUGAGAGAAGUAUCCUGACUAAGUUGAAGCAGCAAUGUGGUGGCCAAUUUACAUCAAAAAUGGAGGGGAUGGUCACAGACUUGACACUAGCCAGGGAAAACCAAGCCAGCUUUGAGGAAUAUCUUAGUAAUAAUCCGAAUGCAAAUCCAGGGAUUGACUUAACGGUGACUGUCCUGACAACGGGUUUCUGGCCAAGUUACAAAUCUUUUGAUCUUAACCUUCCAGCUGAGAUGGUCAAGUGUGUUGAAUUAUUCAGAGAGUUCUACCAAACAAAAACUAAACACCGAAAACUUACUUGGAUAUAUUCAUUGGGAACUUGCAACAUCAACGGUAAAUUUGAACCAAAGACAAUAGAGCUUAUUGUGACAACCUAUCAGGCUGCUGCACUCUUGCUGUUUAAUGCUGCGGAUAGAUUAAGCUAUCAGGAAAUCAUGACUCAGUUGAACCUGUCUGACGAUGAUGUUGUUAGGUUGCUUCAUUCACUUUCAUGUGCCAAGUACAAGAUUCUGAACAAGGAGCCAAACACCAAAACAAUCUCUCCCACCGACGUUUUCGAGUUCAAUUCAAAGUUCACUGACAAAAUGAGAAGGAUUAAGAUACCUCUUCCUCCUGUGGACGAGAAGAAGAAGGUCAUAGAGGAUGUUGAUAAGGACAGAAGGUAUGCCAUUGAUGCUUCAAUUGUCCGUAUCAUGAAGAGCAGGAAAGUCUUGGGUUACCAGCAAUUGGUCAUGGAAUGCGUUGAGCAACUGGGUAGAAUGUUCAAGCCGGAUGUUAAAGCAAUCAAGAAGAGGAUUGAAGAUUUGAUCACUCGAGAUUAUAUUGAACGCGACAAGGACAACCCUAACUUGUUCAAAUACUUGGCGUGAAUGCAACAACUCUUUUGGCUGAUUCAAGACACUGCUAAAAGGUUUUGGACCCGCACGUGGAGGACUCGAAACCACUGUAAGUGCUACUAGGGCCUUCAGUUACUCAGAUGAGAAUUCUUGUACAUUCUAACUUCAAAUCUGGUUUAAGAACCAUUUACAUAGAUCCAUCUGCAUUGAGGCGAAGAUGUAGUUUACAUUUCCGAGCAGUGAGACUAAAUCGAGCUUCCUUUCAUUCUUGCA